Molecule: messenger RNA, 1397 nt
Organism: Engraulis encrasicolus (European anchovy)
Lineage: Eukaryota; Metazoa; Chordata; Actinopteri; Clupeiformes; Engraulidae
Product: microfibril-associated glycoprotein 4-like
Exons: 5
Coding region: 438-1163 (241 amino acids)
Biological process (GO): elastic fiber assembly
Source: RefSeq, a predicted model, not a curated record
AAGGUAUGCUACCACAAAGUGAAAAAUGACAAACAUGCACAUCUUUGGUAUUGUAUUACAUACAUCUCACGAGAAUAUGUUCAAUCUGACCACGCAAUUUCAAGAGUCAUACCAACUCCCGAACCAUUCGACAGCUGCAUUUGGGAAAUUUCAAAAAGGCACAGUACCAACACAGCCUGGCCAACAUGGCCUCAAGGUGUCACUAGGUCAUAUUUGCAGACUUUGGACCCGGAACGAGAACACAAUAUUAAGUUAUUAAUUUAUUGCAAAGCAGGGUUGAUGGUGCUUUAUUGAUGAUGGACUUAACAACCAACAAAACAACCAACUAUGCUAUUGUGGGGCAGACUAUAUAAAAGCCAGGCACAGGGCAUGCAGUCACAUCAUCUUAGUCAAGACGAACCUUCUGUGUGCGCCAUUUAAAAUAAAAACAAAAAACAAUGAAGCUGCUCCUAAUCCUUGCAGUGCUGCUGCCUGCUGUGCACUGUGUGAUGUUCCAGCCCCUGGACUGUGCUGAUAUCUACAACGACGGCAAUGGGGAGAGUGGAGUCUACAGGAUCUUUCCAGAGGGUCCAGAGUCUGGACGCUAUGUCUACUGUGACAUGGACACAGAUGAAGGAAAAUGGACUGUGUUUCAGAGGAGAAUGGAUGGCACAGUGAACUUCUACAGGGGAUGGCAAGAAUACAAGAAUGGCUUUGGACAUGCAGCUGGAGAGCACUGGCUGGGCCUUGAGAUUAUCCACAUGCUGACUCUAAAGAAGAAAUAUGAGCUGAGAGUGGACAUGGAGGACUUCGAAGGGGCUACAGUUUUUGCCAACUACUCUUCCUUCUACAUCUCUCCUGAUGCGCUAAACGCUGAAGAAGAUGGAUACAAGCUUUUCGUUGAUGGUUUCGGAGAUGGUGGAGCAGGGGACUCCUUGGCCUAUCACAAUGGGCACAAAUUCUCCACCUUUGAUAAGGACCAAGAUGCAUCAGAUGCUAACUGUGCAUCAUUACUUUUGGGUGCUUUUUGGUAUGUAGACUGUCACAACACCAAUCCAAAUGGCAUGUACAUGUGGGGAGCAGACGAUCCAAAAAGUGCCAACUGGCAAAAGUGGAAAGGGAACAGCUAUUCCCUGAAAUCAAUCUCUAUGAAAAUAAGACCAGUGUCCCUGAGGGAUAUGUAAUUUAAUUACAAGGUUUUGCAGGUAUUCACCUAUCACACAUGGUCCUGAUUACAUGUACUGCGAGGUGUUAGUUGAGAAAGUUACAGAAUUGCCAAUUGAGUAUGUCAAUUAAAAAGAUUACAUUGUUUUGUAUGUACAGUACUAGUUCACUAAAUGUUGGCAUAUGACAUAACAUAUCUACAUGUUGAUGUACAGUAUAAAUGGUCUCCAAUAAUAAAAACAAAAAUAAUAUUU